Molecule: messenger RNA, 1041 nt
Organism: Zygosaccharomyces rouxii
Lineage: Eukaryota; Fungi; Ascomycota; Saccharomycetes; Saccharomycetales; Saccharomycetaceae
Gene: TIF34
Product: translation initiation factor eIF3 subunit i
Exons: 1
Coding region: 1-1041 (346 amino acids)
Biological process (GO): cytoplasmic translational initiation
Cellular component (GO): eukaryotic translation initiation factor 3 complex, eIF3m; cytoplasm
Molecular function (GO): RNA binding; protein binding; translation initiation factor activity
Source: RefSeq, a predicted model, not a curated record
AUGAGACCUAUUAUGUUAGUGGGGCAUGAACGUCCCAUUACCCAAGUGAAGUACAAUCGUGAAGGUGAUUUAGUAUUUUCAUGUUCGAAGGAUAAUGUUGCCAGUGUGUGGUUUUCAAUUAACGGUGAGAGAUUAGGUACGUUAGAGGGUCACCAAGGUUCUAUCUGGUCUAUUGAUGUUGACCAAUAUACACAACUAUGUACAACAGGUAGUGCCGAUUACAGUGUUAAAGUUUGGAAUGUAAGUGACGGUAAAACUGUUCAUACAUGGAAAUCCCCAGUUCCAGUUAAAUGGGUUGAAUUCUCACCAUGUGGUCGUUACGUUUUAGCCAUUUUAGAUGAUGUUAUGAAAUAUGUGGGGUCUGUCAAUAUUUAUGAGAUUAAAAGAGAUCCAAAGACUCACCAAGUCUUAGAAUUCGUGGAAGAACCAGUGGCACGUAUUGAAACCCAUGAAGGUCUUGCGGCAGCCCAAGUUGCAGGUUGGUCUUCUGAAGGUAAAUAUAUCCUUGUGGGACAUAAGGAUGGUAGUAUCAGUAAGUAUGAUACUACAAAGAAUUACGAAUUCUGUGGAUCAUUACCUUUGCAUAAGGGUAACGUAAGUGACAUCCAAUUUUCACCAGACCGUUCCUAUUUUAUCACAUCUUCAAGAGAUUCAAACUCUUAUAUUGUUGAUGUGGAUCAAUUACAAGUUUUGAAGAAGUAUGAGGCUGAUUGUCCAUUAAACAGUGCUUGCAUCACACCUCUAAAAGACUUUGUCAUUCUAGGUGGUGGUCAAGCUGCUCGUGAUGUUACAACAACUGCCGCUAGAGAGGGUAAAUUUGAAGCUCGUUUUUAUCAUAAGAUUUUUGAAGAAGAAGUGGGUAGAGUAAGAGGUCACUUUGGUCCAUUAAACUGUGUUGCAGUUAAUCCUCAGGGAACUUCAUAUACUUCAGGUGCGGAAGAUGGUUUCGUACGUAUACAUCAUUUUGAAAAGAGUUAUUACGAUUUCAAGUAUGAAGUCGAAAAGGCAGCAGAAGCUAAAGAACAUAUGCUUGCAGCUUAA